Camelina sativa (false flax) is the source of this 1044-nucleotide messenger RNA. RefSeq lists its product as uncharacterized. Lineage: Eukaryota; Viridiplantae; Streptophyta; Magnoliopsida; Brassicales; Brassicaceae. The record is from RefSeq and is a predicted model, not a curated record.
CAAAAACCCUUUCCUAUCCCUAAAACCCGAGAGGCCGAGACCGAGCGAGAGUAUCUUUUUUUCUCUUCUUUAGGGUAAAAGAAGGACGAAUUUGAAGAAGAAGAAGAAGAGGAUCGAUUCGUUUGAUUCAACGAUGAGCUCUUUCAAUGGAAACAGCAACAUCGACAACCUCCUACUCCAAACCCUACUUGGACGUCUCCAAAUUCGUCCCCCCAACUCCCAUUUCCUCUCUCAAUCCCUAGAUGACCUACUCUUCAAAUCCGACGACAGCGACGGCGAUGAUGACGGAGAAGGACAGACCAGUCUCGACAGAGAAGAAGCUAGGCUCGAGAAAGAGCUAAUCCGAGUCAUCGUCUCCGGUCGAAGCGAUUCUCUUAAGCCGAAUUCAGGACAAGCCGUGACAGUCAACGAACACCACAUCUGCGUUGGGUUUCACGAGGAUGAGGAAUCUGAUUACCGUGUUUGGGAGUGGCAUGGUCAUAUCAUGUUGUUCGAUGAAGAGAAUGGGUACACCCCUGAGUAUAUCUACGGGAAUUACUUCGAGAGGUUGCCUGUGAAGCUUCCUAACCGCCGUGUAGACAAGGAGAAGAAGGAAGUGAAAGAAGAGGAGGUUGAGAAUUUGGGGCUUAGAGAGUUGAUCGAUGUUGGAGACGACGCUGCUCGUGGUAGGAUUCUUCAUAGGAACAACAUCAACAUCGGUUCCUCAAGGGUCUAAGUUCCUAAGAGCGUCGUGGCAGUGAGAGGUCACAUUGUUCGGGAAGAUUUCAGAUGUGUGAAACAACUCGCGACAACAAAACAUAAAGUGCUGGUGGAUUUACGGGUUCUGCUCAGUUCUAUUUAUACCUGGAAAUCCAUUUGGUGAAGCUGUUCUUUUUGAGAAGUUUUAUCUGAAGUUGUUUCUGAACCAAAUUUACAGUACCUGCUAAUGAACAGAGAAAAGAUUACAGAAUCAUGGUCAUCGAACUCCGAAGCUUUUAACGUUUCCCAUGUUUGUCUAUUUUACGUUCUUUGCUUAAAUCAUAUAUUUUGCUCAUAUUCCUCCAA